Molecule: messenger RNA, 2097 nt
Organism: Perca flavescens (yellow perch)
Lineage: Eukaryota; Metazoa; Chordata; Actinopteri; Perciformes; Percidae
Product: NLR family CARD domain-containing protein 3-like
Exons: 4
Coding region: 1-2097 (698 amino acids)
Source: RefSeq, a predicted model, not a curated record
AUGUCACAGGCAAAGGACACAGAAAGACCUGAAGAACAGGGAGACCAGGGACAGCCAGGUGUAGAGUGUCAGGGACAAAAUAUGGAGACGCCUAAAAAAGUCAUAUUGGGAAUUUUAGAAGACUUGGGAGCAGAUGACUUUGAGAAAUUUAAGUGGCACCUGCAGGGAGCCCUAGAAGGCUUCCCAAAAAUCCCAAAGAGUAAACUGGAGAAGAAAAACAGGGAGGACACAGUGGAUACGAUGUUCCAGACCUACAGUAUGAACACUAUUAAUGUGACCAGAAUAGUUUUAGUGAAUUUCAAUCAGAAUGACCUAGUGAAGAAGUUAUCAUGUCAUGGAGAAUUCAACAACUCAGAACCUGCAGAGAUUCUUGCUUUGUGCCAACGCAAAGUCAAAUCCAACUUACUUAAGACGAUCCAGCGUGUGACUGAGGGAAUUGCAAAAGCAGGAAACAAAACCCAUCUGAAUCAGAUGUUCACAGAAAUCUACCUCACAGAGGGAGGGGUCAAUGCUGAACAUGAGACAACAAUCACAUGUAAAGACAUCUUUAAAACCCCACCUGGAAGAGAUGAACCAAUCAGAACAGUGAUGACAAAGGGAGUGGCUGGCAUUGGGAAAACAGUCUUAACACAGAAGUUUACUCUGGACUGGGCUGAAGACAAAGCCAACCGCAACAUCCAGUUUAUAUUUCCAUUCACCUUCAGAGAACUGAAUGUGUUGAAAGAGAGAAAGUACAGCUUGGUGGAACUUGUUCAUCACUUCUUUAGUGAAACCAAAGAAGCAGGAAUCUACAGGUUUGAAGAGUUCCAGGUUGUCUUCAUCUUUGAUGGUCUGGAUGAGUGUCGACUUCCUCUGGACUUCCACAACACUAAAAUCCUGACUGAUGUUACAGAGUCCACCUCAGUGGGUGUGCUGCUGACAAACCUCAUCAGGGGGAAACUGCUUCCCUCUGCUCGCCUCUGGAUAACCACACGACCUGCAGCAGCCAAUCAGAUCCCUCCUGAGUGCGUUGACAUGGUGACAGAGGUCAGAGGGUUCAGUGACCCACAGAAGGAGGAGUACUUCAGGAAGAGAUUCAGAGAUGAGGAGCAGGUCAGCGGAAUCAUCUCCCACAUCAAGACAUCACGAAGCCUCCACAUCAUGUGCCACAUCCCAGUCUUCUGCUGGAUCACUGCUACAGUUCUAAAGAAGGUGUUGAAGAACAGAGAGGGAGCAGAGCUGCCUAAGACCCUGACUGAGAUGUACAUCCACUUCCUAGUGGUUCAGUCCAAACAGAAGAACGUCAAGUAUGAUGGAGGAGCUGAGACAGAUUCACACUGGAGUCCAGACACCAGAAAGAUGAUUGAGUCUCUGGGAAAACUCGCUUUUGAGCAGCUGCAGAAAGGACACCUCAUCUUCUAUGAAUCAGACCUGACAGAGUGUGGCAUCGAUAUCAGAGCAGCCUCAAUGUACUCAGGAGUGUUCAUGCAGAUCUUUAAAGAGGAGAGUGAACUGUACCAGGACAAGGUGUUCAGCUUCGUCCAUCUGAGUGUUCAGGAGUUUCUGGCUGCUCUUUAUGUCCAUCUGAAAUUCACCAACUCUGGAGUCAACCUGCUGUCAAGCUCCUGGUGGCCUGUAUUUUUCAGGGACAAAUCAGCACGUUUCUACCAGAAUGCUGUGGACAAGGCCUUACAGAGCACGAAUGGACACCUUGACUUGUUUCUCCGCUUCCUCCUGGGUCUUUCUCUAGAGUCCAAUCAGAAUCUUCUACGAGGCCUGCUGACACAGACAGGAAGUAGCUCACAGACCAAUCAGGAAACAGUUGAGUACAUCAAGAAGAAGAUCAAUGGGGCUCUGUCUGUAGAGAGAAGCAUCAAUCUGUUCCACUGUCUGAAUGAACUGAAUGAUCGUCAUCUAGUUAAUGAGAUCCAACGGUCCCUGAGUUCAGGAAGUCUCUCCAUGGAUAAACUGUCUCCUGCUCAGUGGUCAGCUCUGGUCUUCAUCUUACUGUCAUCAGAAGAAGAUCUGGACAUGUUUGACCUGAAGAAAUACUCUGCUUCAGAGGAGGCUCUUCUGAGACUGCUGCCAGUGGUUAAAGCCUCCAAAAAAGCACUGUAA